Nerophis ophidion (straightnose pipefish) is the source of this 3577-nucleotide messenger RNA. RefSeq names its product major histocompatibility complex class I-related gene protein-like. Bases 232 to 1359 code for a protein of 375 amino acids. The record is from RefSeq and is a predicted model, not a curated record. The transcript is spliced from 10 exons. Gene Ontology annotation, cellular component: external side of plasma membrane. NCBI's taxonomy places the organism in Eukaryota, Metazoa, Chordata, Actinopteri, Syngnathiformes, Syngnathidae. Gene Ontology annotation, biological process: immune response.
GUUCAACACUCUCUAAGAAGGGCGUGUCUUUAAGUUACAUUACAAUACAGUACAUUGCGUCACAAGCAAAGUCCUUCACAUUAAUGUGAACACAUUGAGGAAGUGAAUUGUCAUUUGAUCAGGUGCACAGUUGUAAUGACAACGAUCGCAAGCACUUGUGACAGCAGAUCAUGAACAUGCUUUUGUUAUCAAUGCCGAUUGUGAAAAUACACUACAGACUGCCUGCAGAUCAUGAACUUAUUUAUUUUAUCAAUGCUGAUUGUGCAAAUACACCGUAUAGUGGCUGUGACUCACUCGCUCAAGUAUUUCCACACUGCGUCCUCUCAAGUUACAAACUUCCCAGAUUAUGUGGUCGUGGCUUAUAUUGAUGACGUUGAGAUCGGUCACUAUGACAGCAACACAAGGAAAGCAGAAGCCAAACAAGAAUGGAUGAAGAAAUUUGCAACGGUGGAUCCAGAGCACUUUUUGUUGCAGACACAUUUAGGUAUUCGCGAUGAAGUGGAGGACAAAGAGGACUUGGAAAGUUUACAGAAGAGCUUCAACCACACUGAAGGUCUUCACAUUUACCAGAGGAUGACGGGCUGUGAAUGGAAUGAUGAAACUGAUGAAACCAAGAGUUGGAGACAGUCCAGUUAUGAUGGAGAAGAUUUUUUAGCAUUAGAUACCAAGACAUGGACAUGGACUGCAGCAAAACCACAAGCCGUUCCCAUGAAACACACGUUGGACCAUGAUCAAGAUUUUAUGACGUACUUAAAGUUUUACCACACUGAGAUCUGCGUUCAUUACUUGAAAAAGUAUGUGAACUUUGGUAGAGACAUACUAAUGAGAAGAGACCUUCCAAAGGUGUUUCUCCUCCAGAAGACACCGUCCUCUCCGGUCAGCUGCUUCGCGACAGGUUUCUACCCCAGCAGUGCAACAAUGUUUUGGAAGAAAGACGGCAAGGAUCUCCACGAGAACGUGGUGCACGGAGAAGUCCUACCAAACCCCGAUGGAACCUUCCAGAUGACGGUGGAUCUGAAAGUGGAGGUGACGGCCGAAGUGGAGGGCAAGUACGAAUGUGUGUUUCAGCUGUCUGGUGUCAAAGAGGACCUGGUCACCAAGCUGGAGAAAAGAAGGAUUCUGAGCAACGCAAGCGAUGAAGACAACGUGAGGGUCAUCGUCGGCACCACGUUGGCGGUCUUCAUUGCCGUGAUCCUCGCUAUCAUUGUCAUUGUCGUAGUUGCCAUACGUCACAAGAACAAAAAAGCCAACUAUGAUCCAGCUGCUGGUGACGAGGGUACCUACCGCACAGAGAACUCAACGGAUGAAAGCAGUCGAAACACAGAUCUUUUGUGCACUGGGACAGAGAGCGACCACUGAGGAGCGUGGUCACACUUGAAGACGAGAAAGAGAAGUGUUUUGCUCAUCAUCAAAUUGCUCCUUGUGUUUUACAGUCUCUUUUUUUAUGUUUAUGGCUUAGAAAACGAGUUACGAUCAAAUGUUUUGGCUGCCUUUUGUGGGAUCACUUGCACUGUAACACUUGGAUACUUGUAACUAUGUAUUUUCAUUUUUGUACAGAGCUCUGUAAAUCAUUGGCCAAACGCUAUGCACCUCCCAAACAAUAGGGGGCGAUUCUAGCCAUUUGCCCUUUGUCAACCAAGAAGGAAAUGCUACAUGCUAAUGGCAGUAACUGGUACAAAAUGGGUCAAAUUGAUGAUUUGAUUACCAACGGUAAAGCCAGGAUACAUCAUUGUGAGUUGUACUCUCACAUACGAUGGCCUUUCUACUUGAAAUUUGAGAGGCAUUGGUACACUUAAUAAUUGGGCUAAUGCCCUCUUACAAUUGCAAGAUAAUAGUACAAAGAAAUAUAAACUUGUCAGGCAGUGAAUCUUUGGCACCACACGAUUCGAUUCAGAAUAGAUUCUCGAUUCAAAACCAAUACUUUUUUUAGUAACAUUAGAUGCCGGUUCUAUGAUUAAAUUACAUUCCUCCAUAAAAUAAACAUGUAUGAACAAUUUAUAUAUUACAUUAAAUACAUUUGUUUUUGUUUAAUACUAUUCUACCCAAACAUUCAAUACAGUCAACUACAAAUAAAGUAAGAUAAGUAUCCCACAAAUUUCUAAAGUAAAUCUGUACAGUAGAUAUGAUCAUCUACAUCAACAACAUGAUUUGUCUGAGUGGCUGGACAGAACAUAUAAACAAUUAUAUUAAUUUAAAUCCAUUUUUGAUGUUUUUGAAUCAAUUAAAAAUCGUUACAAAUAAGAAUUACGAUUAAUCCGAAAAUCGAAAAAAAUCACAGGGUUUUUCCGGGUGAGUAUUAAAAUUCACUGAAUGGGUUUUGCUAUAAUUGAGGCCUUAAAAGGCAUUAAAAAGCAUUACAUUUGAUAUCCAAAGGCAUUACUAAACAUUUAAUCCGGUAAAAUAACAAAUGCUUUUAGCUAAUCUCAAGUCGGUGAUUAAAGGCAGGCGGCGGUUAACAGUGCCAAUUUGUUUUUGGGUGUGACCCACAAAGCAACCUCUGCUGUCGCCACCAAAACCGGCAGCUGCUGCUACCACUACAGAAAAAUACAUUCCCAGAUUAUACAAUCUUGUGAGUCAAAUUUAAUUCAAUACAGAGUAACAGUUAAUGUAAGCUGUUCAACUAUUCAAGAUUAACAUUGUCACAUGCUUAGAAUUGUGUCUGUAUAGACAAUAGUACAUUUUGGAUUAUAUAAAAUAACUACCUGCAAUAGGACACGGGCAUUAAAUGUGUUUUAAGUGGCAUUAAAAUAGCAUUACAUAAGAUCUGUUGAUAAGAAACCCUAUAUAAAAACCAGAGAGGAAACUUCAUUUAUUUGCACUUGUUAGGUGACGAGCAGCAAAAGCUGCUAAAGAUCUAUUGUAAAUGUUGUAAUUAUUAUUAUUGCUGAUCCUGACCUAUUGUAUUGUUCCAUUUAUUAUUAUCGCUGCUCCUUACAUGUUGGAAUUCUUCCGUGUAUUAUUAUUGCUGCUCGUGACCUAUUGGAAUUGUUCCGUUUAUCAUUAUGCUCCCAGUUACUUUCAGAGUUCAUUUUAAAAUUGUACUCAAUGUUUUCAAAUGCUUACACCAAGAAGUCCCGCCCUGUCUUCUUGAGUUGCUGCAGCCUUUUUGUCCCAGCAGGACUCUGAGGUGUUUAGACCAGCUCCUCCCAGCUGUCCCAAUAACUAGGCUUAAAACCAGAGGAGAUAGAGCCUUUCAAUGGCAGGACCCAGACUGUGGAACAACCUUCCACUAUCUAUUAGGUACUCCCAGUCUCUGAGACAAUUUAAAUCUAGGCUAAAAAUAAUUUUUUACUCCAUGACGUUCAAAUCCAGUUAGACGGGAUUUCUUGGUUGUUUUUAUUUCUUGUUUUAUACAAUUAUUAAUUAUUGCAUUAUAGUAUUUUGGGUGAUUCUGCACUUUUUUAAGGUAAUGUUUACUAUUGUGAUGUAUUCAUCCUUCCAUGUUACAAUUUAAAUGUGACACUAUGUGCCCCUUUUUUUUGUUGCAAAUUGUUUCUUAUGUCUUUACAGCACUUUGGCCAACUGUACUUGUUAUUAAAUGUGUUAUUUAAUAAAUAAACUGAACUGAACAAAGUGA